Molecule: messenger RNA, 4173 nt
Organism: Chironomus riparius
Lineage: Eukaryota; Metazoa; Arthropoda; Insecta; Diptera; Chironomidae
Source: the annotation of a GenBank genome assembly
AUGAAAGUUUUUCAAUUCAAAAUUCCUUGGAUCAUAUUCUUAGUUUUAUUACAAUUGCAAUUUAAUCUUUGUAUGUAUUAUCUUGUUGAGGAGCAAGACAUUUCAUUAAUUUCAAAAGUUCUUCACGACAUUGCUGAUGAGUUUCUAAUAAAAGAAAAUAAUGAUUUCUCAAUAAUCAACUUUGAUGUUUGGACACCAUUCUUAUCAGAAGUUUCAAAACAUUUCAUGUCAAAGUUUAAUGAAAAACAUGCGUAUUUUCUUAAAUCCAAGAAAGCAGUCAAAUCUAUUCAUAUAGGAUCAGCAUUCAUAUUUCUUGAAAUUUUAGAACAAUUUUAUUUGCUGGAAUAUUUAAACAUAUUAAGAAGAUAUCUUAAUAAUCCAAUUAAAAUAUUUGUUUUUGUUCCUCAUUUAUCAUUUUAUAAAUUGCAAACUUUACCAAUUAAAGAAUUUAACGACAAAAUCCCAACAUUAGAUGCUUUAAUUUAUCAAUACACGUAUUUUAUCACGAAUGAUAAAUAUUUGGUUGGCUUAUCAACAGUCGAAUGGUUCAGUACAGAUGGAUGUGACAGUCCAAAUGUUAAUAUGAUUAACUUCUUUAAUAAAAGAACUAUGGAAUGGAAUUCCAAACUUGAAAAUCAUGAAAAGUUUCUUCAAUAUCAUGGAUGUGAAUUAGUUAUGCUACUCCCUGUUCUGUUUAACGAUCGUUUCCUUAUUCAUGCGUCUGGCUUUGGUUGGUUCAAUAAAAAUCAAACAAAGUUACAAGUUUAUGGCAUAACACCAGUAAUUUUCGAAAUUGCAGCAGAUCGUCAUAACUUUACAAGUAAUUAUCAACUUGGAUACUUGAAUUGGGGUUGGUUAAGAAGUGUUGAUCCGGAAAAUGUUCAAACAAUUUUAAUAAAUGGCACUGAAAAGCGUCCACACAUUUAUUUCGAAAUAUCACCAAUGCAGCAAACAAAAAAAGAUAUAAUUUUUUCAAAAGUUUUAUCUAACUUAAAAAUUGAAGUAUUUGUAACUCCAGCCGAAAAGUAUUCACCUUAUGAGAAGUUUUUCUUGCCAUUUGAUUUGCCAACUUGGGUUUUUGUACUCAUCACCUUUAUUGCUACAUUUUUAAUUAUUAUUAUUAUCAAUAAUCUCUCAAAAUCAACACAAUCUAUUGUUUAUGGACACAAAGUAGACACGCCAUUUUGGAACGUCAUCAGCAUAUUCUUUGGAAUUUCACAGACAAAAUUGCCAAACAAGAACUUCUCAAGAUUAAUUUUGAUCAUCUUUAUUUAUUUUUGCUUGAUUUUCCGAACUUGCUUCCAAAGUAAAUUCUUUGAGUUUUUAACAAGUGAGCCAAGACGAGCACCACCAAAAACGAUUUCAGACUUAAUUGAAAGAGAUUAUAAACUUUACAGUAUGGCGAUAAAUAAGGAGGUUUCAGAUAGUAAAUACAGGACGGAAAAAUGGCCAAAAGUAUACGAUAUGAUGCCUGCAGACUACUUAAAUGCACUUCUAACUCAAUAUGAAAAUUCUUCAAUCAAAAUGGCACUUACAGUAGACGAAUUUUAUCUAAAUUAUCUUGACUUAAAAAUGAAGAAAAGGACUCACAAUUGGAAUAAGUUAAAAAACGUUAUUUAUACAUCACAUGAUGUUUUUAUGUUCCUCGGAUUCACAUUUUAUUUUCGAAUGUUUGACAAGAUCAUCAAUGAUUUAAUACCAACUGGAAUCAUGAAUCAUCUUAUUGAAAACUUUUAUACAAGAAAAUUGAAAUUUUUUCCAACUGAAGAAAACCCUAAAAUUUUAAGUCUUGAUGAUUUAGCUUUUGGAUUUAAUAUAUGGCUUUGUGCUUGCUUAAUUUCAGUAUUUGAAUUUCUUUUUGAAAUAAUAAUCAAUUUUGUUAAGAUAAGAUUUAAUAAGCGGAUUCAAAUCAGUUCAUUUGAUGACAAAUCUGAAAAUAUAAGUUACACUUUAUUGAAACCCGAAUUGAUUCAAAAGUUCAAGGCAAAAAAAUAUUUGAAUAAAAAUGGAAUUAAUGGUGAAAUAAGUGUGAUUGAAGAAUUACCUCCAAAGAUGAUAGAAAUACUUAAAAGUAUUCAAAAAAUUCCUAAUAGGGAAAAAAUCUAUAUAAGUAGAAUUCAUGGUUCUGCUUUCAUAUUUGUGGAGUUUUUAGAUACUUUCUACAAUCUUGAAUAUGGCUACAAAACAAGAAGACUUAGCAAUCAAGCUAUUAAAUACUUUGUAUUUAUACGAUUUAUGUAUUUUGAUGAGCUAGCUCAAAUGAGGAUUCCGGAUUACAGGCUACCAAUUUCAAGAUUUGAUAGCUCAUUAUAUCAAAACGCUUAUUUUAUUACCGACGAGGAUUAUUCAAUCAUAUUAUCAACAGUUGAAUGGUUUAGUCCUCAUGGAUGUGACCGUCCACAUGUAUACAUUAUCAACACUUUCAACAAAACGACUAUGAAAUGGGACAAAAAGCUUGAAAAUCAUGAAAAAUAUCUGCAAUACCACGGAUGUGAACUUGUUAUGCUGCUUCCAACUCAACUUGAAGACGAUUCGAUCACACAUGUGUCUGGUUAUAGUAUUUUAAGGAACAACAUUACAAGAUUUGAUAUUUAUGGAAUUACACCAGAAAUUUUUAAGAUUGCUGCAAAAAAACAUAACUUUACAGUUGGUUAUCAACCAGCAUCUAUGCCAAGAGCUUGGCUUGGAUAUAAUAGAGACGAAAAUGUACACAUAAUUCGAAUUAAUGGCACUGACAAAGAUCCACAUGUUUAUUUUGAAAUAUCAUCAUUGCAUGCACUACAAAAAGAUUUGGUUAUGUCAAAUGUCGUAACUAAUUUAAAUGUUUAUAUUUUUGUGACACCUGCUGAUAAGUAUACACCGUACGAGAAGUUCUUCUUGCCAUUUGAUUUACAAACAUGGAUUUUUUUAUUCAUAACAUUUAUGUCAACGUUUUUGUCAAUUAUCAUUAUCAAUAAUCUGUCAAAAUCUACUCAAAGUUUAGUUUAUGGACAAAAAGUCUACACACCAUUUUGGAACGUCAUCAGCAUAUUUUUUGGAAUUUCACAAACUAAACUGCCAAACAAGAACUUUUCGAGAUUCAUUUUGAUGCUUUUCAUUUACUUUUGCUUAAUCUUCCGAACUUGUUUCCAAAGUAAAUUCUUCGAAUUCAUGACAAGUGAGCCAAGACAUCCACCGCCCAAAACAAUUGAUGAUCUCAUUGAGAAAAACUAUUCGGUUUACAGUUUGAAUGCUUCAAUUGGUGUUUUUGAAAACCUCAAUCUCCUGGAAAAAUUGCCAUGCGUUUAUAUUGCGCCUCCAAACAUAUAUGGAAAUGCAUAUUUAUACCAAUCGCAAAAUUCAGAAGCUAAACUGGCACUUGUAGUUGAUCAAUUCCUUAUUAAUUAUUAUGAUAAACAUCUAAAGAACGUUACUCGUUGGAACAAGCUUAAAGAUUUUGUUAUUUACAGAUCUGUUGAUACUUUCAUAUUCCUAGGACAUGCAUUUUAUUUUCGAAUGUUUGACAAGAUCAUCAACAAUCUUAUUCCAACUGGAAUUAUGAAUUAUUUGGUUUUAAAUUAUUUUACGAUCGAAUCAAAAUAUGUGCAAAUUAAUGAAGAUCCAAACGUGCUUAGUCUAGAUGAUCUUGCGUUUGGAUUUAAUAUUUCCCUUGGUUUUUAUUUAAUUUCAAUAAUUUCGUUCAUUGCUGAAAUUACUCUGGCUUUUGUAAAAAAGAAAACAAUGAGUUUAAAGAAUAUAAAAGUACAUCCAAUCAUAAAGGGAGAUGACGAUGAAGUUUUCAUCGAUGAAAUAUCAACCUAUGAAAUUAUGAAUGGAAUCAAUCUGGAAUUGGUUGAAAAAUUUAGAGUUCAAAAAUCAAAACAAUUCGAUAUUUCAAAUGACUUGAUUGUAGCUAAAGGAAAUGAAGAUAUUGAAUUAAUAGAUUUAGAAAAACAUAUUGCAGCUUUGGUGUUGAAGCCAAUCAAAUCAUGCGCUGCAAUUUAUCUAAUUAAUCGAGGAGCGGAGUAUGAAGUUUGCAUUGAUCGAAUCACAACAUAUGAAAUUAUGAAAGGAAUCAAUCCAGAGUUGAUUGAAAAGUUCAGAGUAAGAGUUCCAGCACAAGCUGAAGUUUCAAAUGACUUAGUUACAACUCAAAUAAUUGAAGAUAUUGAGUUGAUAGAUUUAGAAAAUUAA